Penicillium verhagenii is the source of this 1068-nucleotide messenger RNA. RefSeq names its product Mpv17/PMP22 family protein. Gene Ontology annotation, cellular component: cytoplasm; mitochondrion; membrane. The transcript has 2 exons. The record is from RefSeq and is a predicted model, not a curated record. NCBI's taxonomy places the organism in Eukaryota, Fungi, Ascomycota, Eurotiomycetes, Eurotiales, Aspergillaceae. The coding region runs from base 1 to 1068 and encodes 355 amino acids.
AUGAGUUUCUUUCAGAGAGGACUCGCUGCGCAAGCGUCGGCGUUUGCGAUCGGUCCGCGACCGCGGCCAAUUACCCCGGCACGAUUGCCUUUGCGCCGGGUGCGACAGCCUCGACGACACAAUUCUGCCCAGGCCUCGAAGCCUGAGACUCUCGAAGGAAAAGCCGUGGAGGAUGCCUUGUCACUGAACAACAAGCAUGGGAAACCGGGCUCCAACCCUUCGUCUUCAUCGCCACCCACCCCUUCACCGUCUUCUUCCCCCCAGAAUACCGCUGCCACCGCCGCAGGUGUAGCAGCCGCGUCGCAUACUACAACAACAUUGACAAGGUCCCAGAGACUGGGCGAGAUCAUAAAAGCGGGACCGCUGGGGAAGUUUGGGAGGUGGUAUGCUCGUGUGCAGAGGGAACGGCCAUACCAGACACAGCUGUGGAGCUCCAUUGUCAUUUACCUGUGCGGUGACUUGAGUGCGCAGUUGCUAUUCCCAUCGGAGAAACCCGCACCGGUGGAUGAUGACCAAACCACGUCCAAAGCACCCGCGGGGUCAAAGGACGAGGACGAAAAUAAGCCGAGCUUUGUGAGCAGCUACGACCCAUGGAGAACAGUCCGGCAUUUGAUCGUGGGUGCAGGCUCCAGUAUCCCAUCAUAUAAAUGGUUCUGGUUCCUCCACAAUAAUUUCAACUAUUCAUCUAAGCUGCUCUCGGUCUUGACCAAGGUCACCGUGCAGCAGAUCUGUUUCACCCCCGUCUUUAAUUCCUACUUCUUCAGCGUGCACUCCCUUCUCGCAGGUGCUACCUUUGAGGAGACCUGGGAGCGCUUGAAGAAGGCUCUUCCCGUCAGCAUUACCAACAGCGUUAAGCUCUGGCCCGGCGUCACGGCAUUCAGCAUCAUGUACGUGCCACCAGAGUUCCGGAAUGUCUUCUCGGGAGUUAUUGCCGUUGGUUGGCAGACGUACCUGAGUUGGUUGAACCAGAAGGCUGCGCGUGAGGUGCAGCAAGAGGAGGCUGAGUUUGAAGCCGUUUCAUCACAUGGGAUGCCCGGGAAUCUAAUUCCUGCUGGCCAGCCCGCAUAA